AUGUUCUACAACAUGAAUGUAGAAAGAAUUUCGUCAUCAAUGACAAACAUAAAAACUAAACCAAUGGCAUCACAAAUAAAUCAAUCCAAUAAGGUUGGUAUAUAUUUCGAUAUCUACUAUAAAAAUAGAGAAGAAUGGAUAAAUCAAUGGAUUCUAAAAUCUCAAGGUUUCUACUUACACAGAAAUCCAGUAUACGACACCAGAUCUAAAAAUACUUCAGUAACUAACACAAAUACGACACAAAACGAAGAUGAAAUUUAUUUGGAUCAUGAUAAAACUGAUGAUCAUUCUGAUGACAAUGAAUAUCAUAAGUAUAUUCGUCAAAUAUAUCAAGAUAAACCUUGCAAAAAUCAACAAACGAAUGGCACAAGUCUUUUUCAUCAGCUUAAAAAGAUGGAAUCCGAUCGAAUUACAAAGCAUGCAGCCAGAUUGGCGUCAGAAAGUACUUCUACCUCUAAUGAAAUAACAACUCAAAUACUGACACGUGAAUGUGAUGUAUGUUUGUUAAUAAAAUCUGAACAAGAUUUUUCUCCUGCUUACAGUACAAGAUGUCGACAUAAAUUUCGUCAUGUUUGUAAUCUAUGCACUUAUAUGAGCAUCAAAGUUAUUCUCGAUGACAUCAUCAGUGGUCAAGUUUUAUGUCCUGAAUCGAAAUGUUUGAUAAAUUUUAAUUCAGAUGAAAUUUCUCAAGUGCUUGCCAUUAAUAAGGAUCAUGUAUUACUAGAAAAAUACCAUAGCUAUCUAGACAGACAAUUUCUCGAUAAUUUAGAUGAUUUUUAUUGGUGUGCACAUGGUUGUGAUUCUGGUCAAAUCGUUGAAAGAAAAUCACCUCAAGACUUAAAAAUUACUUGCAUUACAUGUGCAAAAGAUACAUGUAUAUUUCAUCGUGUUAAGUGGCAUGAAGAUAUGACCUGUGAUCAAUAUGAUCAACUACAUCCAUCCAUUGAUUCUAUGACAAAUAAAUGGAUGAAAAAAAAUUCGAAAAAAUGUCCCGAAUAUCUUGCUUAUGAUGUUGAUUUAUCAACACGUAUUGUCCCAUUUAUUGAUAUAGAUGCUCGUGAUCGUACAAAUUCAGCCUAUUAUCUUAAUAGUUAUGCAGUAGAUUUCUUUAAUCAUGAUUCAGAAACAUCAUUAAUUCUAGAAAAUCAAAUAAAUCUUGAUGAAACAAACCAUCUUCUAUUAGAUUUUUCAUUGAUGUUUUCAUCAAUAAAAACUUCUCUGGAAAUAAUUAUACGUAAUGAGAACGAACAAGCAACAAUCAAUGAUAAACAAUGUUGCCAGCCACUAUAUGAAAAAAUGUCAAAUAUAAAAGAAAUCUUUGCAGAGAAAUUCUACAAAGCAUAUCCUUAUACAAAGUUAUAUUAA
Molecule: messenger RNA, 1365 nt
Organism: Rotaria sordida
Lineage: Eukaryota; Metazoa; Rotifera; Eurotatoria; Philodinida; Philodinidae
Source: the annotation of a GenBank genome assembly